AUGGUGCAGAUCGUGCAACACCAUGGAUCCGAGCAAAAUGCUGGGACACCCAAGAUCGGCUCGCUGUGCUUCCAGUACUCCAAGGCCGUCAAGGACGCGAAAGACGAUAUCGAGCGCGUGCAGAGAAAAGUUGACGAUAUCGAGCGUAUCCAAAAAGACAUUAAGAAGCUAUUAGAGGGACCGCAUAAAGCACGGUUCUCCACUACUUAUCGCCUAUUCGACUCGUUAAGCCAAUGUCUUCAGGAGCUCAAAGACCUGAAGGUAAAAUUGGAUCCAGGGAAGACUCGCAAGACCAUGAGCCGGUUUGGCGUGCGAGCUCUACAAUGGCCGUUCACUAGCAAGCAGGUGGACAAGAUCGUUUCAAACUUAGAAGGGUAUAAGCAGACCUUUAGUUUGGCGCUCCAGGUUGAUCAGACGGAUUUAAUGCUUGACGUUGACCAGAAGCUAGACCUGGUAACUCUAGAUGCCCACAGUCUUCAUCGAAAGCUAGACCUGGCCAGACUACCCAUUGCCCAAGGCGCAUGCUACAACUCCCGCAACGAAGAGCACAACGCACGAUGCCUUCCGAACACACGUACUAAGCUGCUAGACGACAUCACAACAUAG
This is a messenger RNA of Alternaria alternata, 606 nucleotides long. RefSeq lists its product as hypothetical. The coding region runs from base 1 to 606 and encodes 201 amino acids. NCBI's taxonomy places the organism in Eukaryota, Fungi, Ascomycota, Dothideomycetes, Pleosporales, Pleosporaceae. The transcript is spliced from 3 exons. The record is from RefSeq and is a predicted model, not a curated record.